AUGGUUUUCGCACGUGGCGAUGUCUCCGGCCACGACGAUCAAACGCUAGAGCAUCAAGUUUCCGCGCGAAAUAUCACAGUAGUCUCAUGGGACAACGAUGACGACCCUGACAAUCCAUACAACUGGUCCCUUUCUCAAAAAUGGACCCUAACAGCCCUGGCGGCAUUCACGACAUUUAUCACCAUGAUGAACGGCACGAUCAUAACGGUCGCCCACGAGGCAAUUAACCAAGAGUUUAAUAUCUCAGAUGCCUCUUUUCCGCACUCGUACUGGCCCGUUACAUCUUGGGCUGUUGGCGGCGGCUGCUUCUCUCUCCUCAUCUUACCGCUGAUGGAAGACUUUGGCGUGAGAUGGGUUUUCCUAUCCACAUACCUCUGUUUCAUCUGUUUCGUUAUUCCUCAGGCGCUGGCGCAGAACUUUGCUACGCUUGUUGUAACGCGAUUCUUUGCUGGAGGGUGCGUUGCCAUCCUCGCGAAUACAUCGGCUACGGUUAUUGGGAAUGUGUGGGAUAGCGAGAAAGCGCGCAAUGUCCCCGUCAGCCUUUAUAUUGUCACCUAUCUCGCCGGAAGCAGUAUCGGACCUGUGAUCGGGGCUCCUAUCUACCAAUAUCUUUCGUGGAGGUGGAUCGGUUAUCUACAGCUAAUCUGGUAUGGCGCUCUCUUGCCGGUAUAUUUCUUUUUAUUCAAAGAAUGCCGUGGUAUUGCCAUCCUGGCGCAACGAGCGAAGGCUUUGAGGAAGGAGGGCAAGUUGGCGUAUACCCAGCACGAAAUUGACAUGGAGGGAACGUCGAUGAUGAGGAUCGUGGCUCGAAGCGCCACAAGGCCUAUUGUGCUUUUCUUCACCGAGUCGGUGGUCUUCGUCUCAACGCUCUGGUCCGCCUUCACCGUUGGAACACUCUAUCUGUUCACACAGUCAGUCGAACAGGUCUUCGCAGGACUUUAUGGCUGGACACCCGCACAAGCCGGCUACGUCCAGAAGACUAUACUUCAACUCGGCGUCUCGAAACACGGAAGUCCCCGUACACCCAUCCCCGAGGCUAGACUAUACCUCGCCAUAGUGGGCGGAAUGAUUGGCAUCUCAGGAGGAAUGUUCACAUACGCCUGGACCUCCUAUCCUAACCUCCCCUGGAUUGCCCCGGCGGUCGGCCUCGCAAUGGUGGGCGCAGGUAGUGUGAUCGUAGUGACGGGAAUCUCGGACUACGUCGUGGAUGCUUACAGCAAGUACGCGGCCUCGGCCAUUGGUAUCAUCGCCGCGGGCGAGAACACGUUCUCGGCCUUUCUACCCCUGGCUGCUAUGAGUAUGUACUCGACUCUUGGCUAUAACUGGGCCAGUACGCUUCUUGCGUUUAUCUCGUUAGCGUUGUCUCUUGCGCCCAUUCUUUUUGUGGUGUGGGGUAAGGAGAUUCGGGCAAGAAGUCCGUUCAUGAAAGAAGCCAUGUUGGAAAAGAGGAGGAAGAGUAUUGACUCGGUUUGA
Molecule: messenger RNA, 1473 nt
Organism: Penicillium cosmopolitanum
Lineage: Eukaryota; Fungi; Ascomycota; Eurotiomycetes; Eurotiales; Aspergillaceae
Exons: 3
Coding region: 1-1473 (490 amino acids)
Biological process (GO): transmembrane transport
Molecular function (GO): transmembrane transporter activity
Source: RefSeq, a predicted model, not a curated record